GCUUGGACGGGGAAAGUGCGCAUCAAGGGCCUCGCGUCUCAGCUGACGACCAACAGCGGCACCACCCGACUAGAACUCGAAAACCAGCACAUCACAGCGGAGGUCUGCCAGGCACUCGCAGAUGGCUUGAAGUCCAACUGUACGGUCACCCGCGUGAACCUCGAUCAGAACGAUAUCAGAAACCAGGGCGCCAAGGCGGCACUGGCAGAUGCCUUGAAGUCCAACUGUACGGUCACCCACGUCAACCUCGAUGGCAACCUGAUCAGAGACGAGGGCGCCAAGGCACUGGCAGACGCCUUGCAGUCCAACAGUACAGUCACCCAC
Symbiodinium necroappetens is the source of this 324-nucleotide messenger RNA. The record is from the annotation of a GenBank genome assembly. Lineage: Eukaryota; Dinophyceae; Suessiales; Symbiodiniaceae.